This is a messenger RNA of Carassius carassius (crucian carp), 2573 nucleotides long. Its product is annotated as protocadherin alpha-7-like. Gene Ontology annotation, molecular function: calcium ion binding. Gene Ontology annotation, biological process: homophilic cell-cell adhesion. Gene Ontology annotation, cellular component: plasma membrane. The coding region runs from base 120 to 2573 and encodes 817 amino acids. NCBI's taxonomy places the organism in Eukaryota, Metazoa, Chordata, Actinopteri, Cypriniformes, Cyprinidae. The transcript has a single exon. The record is from RefSeq and is a predicted model, not a curated record.
GUCUGCGUGGAUUAUGGUGAUUUAUUUGAAGGAAAAAAAUUGACAUUUUAUAGCAUCUCGGAGAUUUCGCUCAUGAAGACAUCACAAGAGCAACACUAAUUUGUUUUCUGGUUUGAAUCAUGAUGGAACACGGAGGACAAAGGAGCAGAUGGGAGUGCUGGUGGAUUGCUUUGUGUUUCUAUUUUCUGCUGUACUUCGAAGAGCAUGUUUCAGCUCAGAUAAGAUACUCUAUUCCGGAGGAGGUAAAAGAUGGAACAGUCGUUGGAAAUAUUGCGAAGGAUUUGGGCCUAGAUAUUGGUGCUUUGGCGGCCAGGCGAUUCCGUAUUGUAUCUGGAUCCAAUGAUGAUUUUUUUCAGGUAAAUCAAAACGGCGUCUUGCACGUUCAUAAGAAAAUCGACCGAGAGGCGCUAUGUGAUAGUCAUAGCGCAUGCGUCAUAAAUCUUAAGAUUGUUGUAGAAAAUCCUCUUGAAAUACAUUAUAUUGCAGUGGAGGUGACCGAUGUAAAUGACAAUUCGCCCAGUUUUAGUGAACACGAGAAACGAUUGGAGAUUUUAUUUUUUUUUUUUUUCACUAUUUUAGAAUCGACUGCUGGAGGGACGCGUUUUCAGCUUAAGGUCGCGCGUGACCCGGAUGCCGGGGUCAAUUCUGUUCGUAUAUACAAAUUAACCCCAAAUGAACACUUUGAUCUAGAAGUCAGAGAUCAGGGAGAAGAUAAACUGCCAUUUUUAGUUUUACAAAAAUCUCUUGACCGUGAGAUCAAUGAUGAAUAUAAUUUAGUUUUAACAGCUAUUGAUGGAGGAAGUCCACAAAGAUCAGGAACUCUAAAUGUUACAGUUGUUGUUCUUGAUAACAAUGACAACAGACCUGUUUUUAGCCAAGAUAUAUAUUCAACACAUUUAAAAGAAAAUAUACAAGUUGGAACGCCAGUCGUACAGGUUCAAGCAAGUGAUGCAGAUCAUGGCUCAAAUGGAGAGGUUACCUACGCGUUUGGCAGCGACCAGAACCCAAAGGUAUAUGAGAUAUUUAGUUUGGAUAAACUUACAGGUGACAUUCGUGUGAAAGGCAAUGUAGACUUUGAGGAGAAAUCCAUUUACAAACUUGAUGUUCAAGCGUCUGAUAAUGGCCAGCCCCCUAUGAAGACAGAUUGUAGAGUUGUCAUCAAAAUUUUAGACACCAACGAUAACACACCCGAGAUCGAUAUAACGUCACUGGUGAAAAUGGUGUCUGAAGACUCCAAGCCUGGUACUGUAAUUUCGCUCAUUAGUGUUACCGACAGAGACACUGGUGUUAAUGGAAAAGUUGUGUGCGCUCUUUCAGAAAACGUUCCAUUUGAAUUAAAACAGUCAGUUCAAGAAAACAUGUACUCGUUAGUAACUAAAGGGAGCCUGGACCGUGAAACUGUAUCACAUUAUGACAUUACAAUAACAGCAAGUGACUUGGGUCAGCCUCCACUGUCCUCAUAUAAAACUCUGAGCGUGCAGGUGUCAGAUGUUAAUGACAACCCGCCUGAAUUUAUCCUAAAUCCCAUCGAAUUAUAUAUGAUUGAAAACAACGCUGCAGGCUCCCCCAUUCUCACUCUGAGUGCUUUUGACAAAGACCUAAAUGAAAACUCUGUGAUUUCAUAUCAGAUUAUUAAAGGGAAUAGGACACAAAGUGACAUGACAUCUUUUCUAAAUAUUAAUUCUGAGACAGGCGCAAUUUAUGCACUUAAAAGUUUUGAUUUUGAGACUAUCAAAACCUUUCAGUUUUACGCGCUCGCUACAGACUCUGGAGCUCCGUCUCUGAGCAGUAACGUGACAGUGAACGUGUUUAUUCUGGAUCAGAACGACAAUGUUCCAGUGAUCUUGUAUCCAGUCAGCUCUAACGGUUCUGCUGAGGGUGUGGAAGAGAUUCCCCGUAAUGUGAAUGCAGGUCAUUUGGUGACUAAAGUCAGAGCCUAUGACGCAGAUAUAGGAUACAACGGCUGGUUAUUAUUUUCACUGCAGGAAGUUAGUGACCACAGUCUCUUUAGUUUGGACCGCUAUACAGGACAGAUAAGGACCCUUCGCUCAUUCACAGAAACAGACGAGGCCCAGCAUAAACUGAUCAUUCUGGUCAAAGACAAUGGGAACGUUUCACUCUCAGCAACAGCGACUGUGAUUGUCAAAGUUGUGGAGCCCAAAGAGGCUUUUGCAGUUUCUGAUGUGAAAAACACAGUAAACGACGAGGAGGACAACAGCGUGACAUUUUAUUUGAUCAUCACUUUGGGCUCGGUUUCAGUGCUUUUUGUCAUCAGCAUCAUCGUGUUGAUUGUAAUGCAGUGCUCUAAAUCGACAGACUAUUCGUCCAAGUAUUUGCAGGAACCAAAUUACGACGGGACUCUGUGUCACAGCAUCCAGUACAGAUCUGGAGACAAACGCUACAUGUUAGUUGGACCCAGAAUGAGUAUCGGCUCUACUAUAGUCCCGGGCAGUAAUGGAAAUACUCUAGUGAUACCAGAUCGAAGGAGGAGAGAUUCUGGAGAGGUAAGAACCGUUUUAUUUUUUUAUUUAUUUUUUUUGCACUUGAGAUUAACAUUUGUAAUUUGCAUAUGA